Aspergillus niger is the source of this 2775-nucleotide messenger RNA. RefSeq lists its product as uncharacterized. Gene Ontology annotation, cellular component: nucleus; mating projection tip; cytoplasm. Bases 1 to 2775 code for a protein of 924 amino acids. Gene Ontology annotation, biological process: septin ring organization; establishment of cell polarity. The transcript is spliced from 4 exons. Lineage: Eukaryota; Fungi; Ascomycota; Eurotiomycetes; Eurotiales; Aspergillaceae. The record is from RefSeq and is a predicted model, not a curated record. Gene Ontology annotation, molecular function: guanyl-nucleotide exchange factor activity; protein binding.
AUGGCUGAGACCAUCACCAUGAAUGGCGGUCCUAUCGCCGAGGACAACAUCAUCAACCGCCGCGGCGGCGAAUCGAUCUAUCAGAGCUGCGUCAACCUCAAAAAGCGCCUGGCCGAAGUACCGAACUUCGAGCCCCAUAUGCGAGAGAUGGAGGAAGCCGAUUUGGCUCAGGGGAACACCGACCCGGUGGCGUCGCUGUGGAAUUGUCUCCGGACGGGCUAUCCCUUACUGACUAUCUACAAUGCCUCCGAUCCCGAAGAGUUCCUGGAGAUCGAUACAACGAAAGUUGCCGAGGCCAAACGCCCGAAAGCCGCCACCUUCAAAUUCCUCCACGCGUCUCUGAAGGAGCUGGGAUUCCCUCAGCAAGACUGCUUCCUUAUCACGGACCUUUACGGCGAAAACACCACUGGCUUCACCAAAGUGAUUAAGAUGGUUAACCGGGUUCUGGACAUCCUGGAGAUGCAGGGACAGCUGAAGCGACCGUCGGAUAUUGGACCAGGGGCCCCGGCGAAAGGUGCCGUCAAGCUCACCAAACGGGAACACAUUCUCAAGGAGUUACUGGAAACGGAGCGCGACUAUGUUCAUCAUCUCCAGAACCUACAGGCCCUGAAAAAGGAACUAGAAGAGACAAGUGCCGUGAAUGGUGAUGCUAGCCAUCAGAUUUUCUUGAAUCUCAACAAUCUGCUUGAUUUUGCUCAGCGGUUCUUGAUCCGUAUCGAACAGCACUAUGCGCUGCCCGAAGAGAAACAAAACUGGGGUGAGCUGUUUAUCCAGCACGAGGAGGCCUUCCGGCAAUACGAGCCCUUUAUUGCCAACCAGAUGCGCUGUGAUGAGAUCUGUCUCAGAGAUUGGGACAAGAUCCACAUGGCUCCGCGUUCGAAGGACCUGCUCCAGAUGGUGGCGCAACCCGCAACCCUGAACGGUUUCUUUGUCAAGCCUUUCCAGCGCUUGACUAAAUACCCCCUGAUGUUAGGAGAACUGUUAAAGCAGACAGAAAACCCGGACCUCCGGACUGAUAUCCAACGAGCCAUCGACGCUAUCCAGACCGUUUUAGACUCGGCAAACGAUGCCAUUGACAAAGAGCACCUGCAGUCAGCCGUCAAAGACCUCGAUGAACGAGUUGAUGACUGGAAGGCCUUGAAGAUUGAAGCAUUUGGCGACCUUCUCCGUUUUGGCACCUUCUCGGUAAUCAAGGGUGACAAUGGCAAAGACUCGGAGAGAGAGUAUCAUAUUUAUCUCUUCGAACGGAUUCUCCUCUGCUGCAAGGAUAUUAAUCCCAACAAGCAAAAGUCGAAACUGAAUUUAGGCAAAGACAAGCCUGCUGCGACGAUUAAAGGCAGGCCGCGACUUCAGCUCAAAGGCCGCAUCUACAUGGCGAACGUGACAGAUGUGCUUUGCCUUCCCAAGCCAGGCUCCUAUCGCAUCCAGAUCUUCUGGAAGGGUGAUCCAGGAGUCGUGGACAAUUUCAUCAUCCGCUAUUCGAACGAGGACAUUAUGCGCAAAUGGAGCAGGGACAUCGAGGCACAGCGGGCGAUUCAGGCAGAGCAGCGCAGCGCUCGCAACACCGGCACCUCCGAGACCGAAUUUACGUACAUGAGAUCCAUGGCCAACAUGCCAAACCCGUAUCAGCAGGAGUACGAUGCCGAAGAACAAGCAGCCACGCAGGAAGCUGGCUUCUUCUCGGAAUUCCCGAUGAGCCGUAACGCCUCCAGCACCAGCCUCAGAACCCGUUCAGCAACAGGAGGAAGCGGUAGCUCCGGUCGCCCUCGCAUACCUGUACCCGAUCCGAAUCUGUCAUUGCACACUCAUCUUUCUGGAGGCAGUAUGUCGCCAGCAGAGAGGAAUGCUCCGUCUUACUUCUCCCCCGUCGCCGAAACUCCGUCUACGCGGUCCAGCUCCCAGUCUACUGGAUAUUUCCAUGGUCGUCAAGUGACACCUACGGCCAAUUGGAAUGAAGAAAAUGCUCGGUAUACAGCCCCGGCUUUGUCCCGUGCGACGUCAAGAGAUGGGCCUAAUUCAAAUCCUUAUUUCAGCGGUGCUCCGAAUGGACGAAGUACUCAACGACCCUCACUCCCUCCGAUGUCAGGGGCUCAGGCGGCAAAUGGCAUGGCCCAGCGAAUGCGAUCUGCAAGUAGCCCCGAUAUCCACAACCACAACCCGGAAAUGCGUCGUUACAUGGGCGCCCAUACGAUGCAGACCGUCGACAAUGUGCCCGUCCCGCCAAUCCCCGCUCAUAUAUCCAGCAUGAUGGCGCCUCCCAACCGCAGCCAGAACAACUCCCCCACCAAUGCCAACCUCCCCAUUCGCAACGCAAACCACCUUUCCAACUCCCAGCAACAUUCCGAUCCCCGGCAUGUCCCGCAAACGCAUUUCCACGAGCCCCAAUACUCCGACUACCGUCCUAGCACAUCGGCCACCGAUCAGCCCACGUCUCCACUGAGCCACGAGCCGGAUGAGGAGCCCCUCAUGCCGACUCAACUAAAGGUUAAGGUGAAUUUCGAUGAUAACUACGUCACGCUGGUCAUUGCCAGCAACAUUAUGUUCCGCUCCCUCAUCGAUCGUGUGGACGCCAAGCUGGCCCGAUUCACCAACCGCUCAAUUGGCAGCAAGUCGGUCAGGCUACGAUACCGGGACGAAGACGGAGAUUUCGUUACGAUUGAUAGCGACGAGGCCGUUCAACUGGCAUUCAUGGAGUGGCGCGAACAACAGCGUGACAUGCUCGCUAGGGGUCAAGUAGGAGAGAUUCAACUCUACUGUCAGGCAGUGGAGACUUAG